AUGCCAACGCGACAGGACAAGAACGCGCUGCGCACCAUCCAGACUGCCGCUUGUCUCGUCAUAGGCGACGAAGUGUUGGGCGGCAAAACGGUUGAUACAAACUCGGCGUACGUGGCGAAAUGGUGCUUCUCGCUCGGAAUCAGCUUGAAACGGGUCGAGGUUAUCGAAGACGACGAGAGCGACAUCAUAGAGGCUGUCCGUCGUAUGAGCGACCGCUACGAUUUCGUAGUGACCAGCGGAGGAAUCGGUCCAACCCAUGACGACAUCACGUAUCAAUCUGUCGCCAAGGCCUUCGACCUGCCCCUGAAGCUGCAUCAGGAAGGGCUCGAGAAGAUGAAGAGGCUCUCUAGGCCGCACACGCUCACCCCGGACUUUGACUGGGAAACCGAUUCCCCCGCGCUGCGGGCCAAGCUCCGCAUGGUCAGACUGCCCACGGACGAAACGCGCAACUACAGCGACCAGUUUCUGUUUGUGUCGGAUAGCCUGUGGGUUCCUGUGUCGGUGGUCAACGGCAACGUCCAUAUUCUGCCUGGCGUGCCCUCGCUGUUCCGACAACUCCUCGACGGGUUGAAGCCUCACGUGCUGCCGAGACUUGUCGACCCGGGGGGCAAGGGGACGACCCGAGUCCUGAUAUCCACUCCGCUCCCGGAAAGCGCCGUUGCGGCUUACCUGACCGACCUCGCAGCCAGGGUUGCCUGCAAAGGAGUCAAGGUCGGCAGUUAUCCGCGGUGGGGCAAGAAGACCAACACUGUCUCGCUUGUUGGCAGGGAUCAGCAAUUCCUCGAGGGGCUAGUUGCCGAAGUGGAAGAGAAUGUGCAAGGGCGCCGAGUCGGACGCGAAGGUGAAGGUGAAGAUGAUUAA
Molecule: messenger RNA, 861 nt
Organism: Ustilaginoidea virens
Lineage: Eukaryota; Fungi; Ascomycota; Sordariomycetes; Hypocreales; Clavicipitaceae
Exons: 8
Coding region: 1-861 (286 amino acids)
Source: RefSeq, a predicted model, not a curated record